AAUCCGAUGCAAUAUUAUAAAAUAGAAUAUCACUUCCUAAUUUCGAAGCAUCUGGAUAGUCUGCAGGAAAACAUCGCUUUAAGAGAUGGUCGCUUCCUUGCUUGUAGUUUUGGUAGGUCUGAUCGCGAACAGCAACUCUCCAGUUGAACACAAUGAGAUUGAUAUAUGGCAACAAGCAUUGGAGAAUCCAGACCUCGUGGGUGGUGAUAUGCUGAUACCUCAGGGUGUCAGUUUAGGUAAUGCUAUCGCCAAUGAAGAUUUUAGAUGGCCAGGUUAUCCAGGUGGCGCUAUCAUUCCAUACGUAAUCGAUAAAUCUUUAUCAAGCGUGAAACCUCUGAUUGAAAAGGCAAUUAAACAUUACCACGACAACACCUGCGUGCGAUUCGAACCCAGAAAGAAUGAGAAAAUCUAUGUGAAGAUAUUCAAGGGAAGGGGGUGUUACGCAGCUGUCGGCAGAAACAAGACAUACUCACAGCCUCAGCCACUCUCUUUGGGAACUGGAUGCGACAAGAUUGGAACCAUCAUUCACGAACUGGGACACGUUCUUGGCUUCUACCAUGAGCAGAACCGUUCAGACAGAGAUAAGUAUCUGAACGUCUACUUGAACAACGUUCGUGCAGGGAUGAGGGGCAAUUUUAUCAAACUGAAGCCUGAUGAAAACAUACUAAUCAACACCUUUGACUACGAUUCUAUCAUGAUUUAUGGCAACUAUGCCUUUUCCAAACGACCAGGCGUUCUCAAGACCAUGGAAGCGAAGAAUGGACAAGAGCUGCUCAACCCCUAUUCCAAAACUAAAAUGACAGAUUCGGACAUUGAAAGAGUCAACAAAAUGUACAAAUGUCCAUAAGUCUAGAUUUGG
Messenger RNA from Argiope bruennichi, 859 nucleotides. RefSeq names its product astacin-like metalloprotease toxin 5. The record is from RefSeq and is a predicted model, not a curated record. The transcript has 6 exons. Lineage: Eukaryota; Metazoa; Arthropoda; Arachnida; Araneae; Araneidae. Gene Ontology annotation, molecular function: zinc ion binding; metalloendopeptidase activity. Bases 86 to 847 code for a protein of 253 amino acids. Gene Ontology annotation, biological process: proteolysis.